UAAUUCGGACCUUGCAGCGCUGGGGUGGAGGGAGAGAGAGAAAGAGACAGAGAGAGAGAGAGAGGGAGGGAGAGAGAGAUUUCAGAUCUAUCUGGCAGGAGCAAAGCAGAGCGCGGCGGAAGAGAAAGAAGAAUAUUGCAGAGAUCAGGCAUCUCCUUUGGAAGCUUAAAAAACCCACCCCUUAAGAGAAACCGGGGAGGGGGCAAGGGGAAAAGCCAAAAAUACACGACCUCCGAUGGGUCUGGCCAGCCGAUUCUGGCGUUCCUCCUUCUCUUUGGACACCGGAAAAUCCCAUCCGACGCAAGGAAGUUGAACCGGAGGGGGGUUUUUUGCCUUAGGAAAGGGGAGAGACGGGGCGUUUGGGGAAGGGGGAGGAAAAAAAAGCCGACCAGAUUUACCCUUCUGUGUGCUUCGGGAUCCAAGCUUCCAGACCUCAUGACCAUUGGAUUUCCUUGGGGCCACCUGGAUGUGGAUUUAAUUCGAGCUUCCAGAAGCAGAGGAGGAGGGGGGGAGGCGAAAACCACACUGUUGAGCCUAUUGGACUUGGAAGGCGUCUUGAUUUUUUAGAAGCCAUCUCUUGUUUUGUUUUGGUGAUGGUGGCGGUGGCGAUGAUGAUGAUGAUGAUGAUGAUUUAACCAAAUCCUGGACAACCGGUGGCCAACACUCUUGUCUAGAGAUCUACGGUUUGCCAUGGGAUUUAAGAAUUCCUAGCCUGGCGGAGUGAGGACCAUUCCUCCCAAUUUUUUUCCCCCCUCUUGUUCAUUUGCACCUUAAAGGAUACAUUUAUGAGAUGGAAAAUCGAGGGCUAUUCGGCGCCCUGUCUUACUUGAUGCUUAAUGCCCCUUUGCUGCUCCUAGUACAGGUUUCCUUGUCCUUCUUUUUAUCUUCAGCUACAUUUACCGAAGUUCCUAAAGAUGUGACGGUUAGGGAGGGAGAUGAUAUUGAGAUGCCUUGUGCUUUUCGGGCCAGUGGAUCUGCCUCUUACUCCUUGGAAAUCCAAUGGUGGUACCUUAAGGAAUCAGCACGAGAGCUCCCACACGAGGUAGCCAUCAGUGGCCCCGGCAGCAGAAGCAAGGUAACCAGUAAAGAUGCAACUAAGAUCAGCACGGUGCGCGUCCAGGGCAAUGACAUUUCGCACCGGCUGCGGCUGUCGGGGGUCCGGCGGCAGGACGAGGGCAUCUACGAGUGCCGGGUGUCGGACUACAGCGACGAAGACACGCAGGAGCAUAAAGCCCAGGCGGCGUUGCGGGUCCUGGCGCCUUUCUCGCCUCCCGACGUGCAGGCGGCCGAAGCCGUCUCGCACAUCCAGAGCAGCGGUCCGCGGAGAAGCAGCCCGCCCGGGCGAGCCACGGCCGAGCCGGGUCUGGGAAACAAGCGCCUCCUCCCGGCGCAAGGCGAAACUGCCGCUGCGGCCGCCGCUUCCUCUUCCCUCUCUUCCUCCUCCUCCUCCUCCUCUU
Messenger RNA from Thamnophis sirtalis, 1457 nucleotides. Lineage: Eukaryota; Metazoa; Chordata; Lepidosauria; Squamata; Natricidae. The record is from RefSeq and is a predicted model, not a curated record.